This is a messenger RNA of Didymella exigua CBS 183.55, 1503 nucleotides long. Its product is annotated as 3-ketoacyl-CoA thiolase B. Gene Ontology annotation, cellular component: peroxisome. The record is from RefSeq and is a predicted model, not a curated record. The coding region runs from base 160 to 1401 and encodes 413 amino acids. NCBI's taxonomy places the organism in Eukaryota, Fungi, Ascomycota, Dothideomycetes, Pleosporales, Didymellaceae. The transcript has 2 exons. Gene Ontology annotation, molecular function: acetyl-CoA C-acyltransferase activity. Gene Ontology annotation, biological process: fatty acid beta-oxidation; phenylacetate catabolic process.
GAAGCUCCAAAUCGGAGCUGUAACAUCAUCGUUAUGUCUAUUUUCCGCGGCGAGCCUCCACGCUUUUUCUUUCCACUACCUUCUUGACUUUUUGCCUCUCUCCUACACCACCAAACUGUCUUGGACCCUCAUUCUGCAAUUAGCGUUUCCUACUUGACAAUGGCGUUCGUACAGAAAGGCCUCAAGAACAUCCUCCAGAAGAACCCCAACGACGUGGUCAUUCUCUCAGCGCUGCGCACCCCAGUGACGCGGGCGAAGAAGGGAGGUCUGCGCGAUGCCUACGACCACGAGAUGCUCGGCGCGGUCCUCAAAGCCACGGUCCAGAAAUUCCCCAACCUCGACCCCGCGAAAAUAGACGACAUCUGCAUCGGCACGGUGCUCGCAGAGCUCGGCGGCUCAAAAGCCGGCCGCAUGGCCGCAAACCAUGUCGGCAUCCCGACCACGACAUCCUUCAGCACGGUGAACCGGGCCUGCGCAUCAGGCCUGAGCGCCAUCACAAGCAUCGCGAACUCGAUCGCGGUCGGGCAAAUCGACGUGGGCAUCGCAGGCGGCAUGGAGAGCAUGACGCGCAACUACGGCAGCCGCGCGAUCCCAACCGAGCUCUGGCCCGAGAUGAAAGAGUCCCCCGUGAAAGAGGCGCGCGAGUGCAUCAUGAACAUGGGCAUCACGUCCGAGAAUGUCGCGGCCCGGUACGGCGUCAGCCGCGGCGACCAGGACGCCUUCGCCGCCGAGAGCCAGCGGCGCGCGGCGCACGCGCAGAAAGCGGGCUUCUUCGACAAGGAAAUCGUGCCUGUUUCCACACGCUGGAUCGAACCCGAGACGCCCGAGAGCGUCAAGGAGGUCACCGUGACCAAGGACGACGGCAUCCGCCCCACCACGACGCUCGAGAAGCUGAGCGCCAUGAAGCCCGCGUUCAAAAGCGACGGCACGUCGACCGCCGGAAACUCGUCGCAGGUGUCCGACGGCGCCAGCGCGGCGCUCAUGAUGCGCCGCUCCGCCGCGGCGCAGCUCGGGCUCAGCGACCACAUCAUCGGGAAAUGGGCGGGGACGCAGGUCGUUGGCUGCGCGCCGGACGAGAUGGGUGUCGGGCCUGCGUUGGCGAUUCCCGCGCUUCUCGAGUACACUGGUGUGGAGAAGAGCGAGGUAGAUGUGUGGGAGAUCAACGAGGCGUUUGCGAGUCAGGCGCUGCAUUGCAUUCGCACGCUGGGCUUGGAGGGGAAUAUGGAUAAAAUUAAUCCGAAUGGAGGCGCGAUUGCGCUGGGACAUCCGCUUGGGGCGACGAGCGGACGGAUGUUGGCUACCAUGUUGAGCGAGAUGGGGCGCAACGGGCAGCAGGUCGGUGUUAUGAGUAAGUGUAUUGGGACGGGGAUGGGCAUGGCUAGUCUGUUUGUCAGAGAGUAGAGGGAUCAAAGGGAAAGAAAAAAGAAAGCAAGAGAAAGAUGCACCAAGCGAAUAUCAAGACUUUCAUACAUGCGAACCCCGGGGUAUCGUUGUGCACCCGUA